AUGCCAAAAGAAAUGACUUUCUCAUCAAAAUGGCUACUAAAUACGGACUCGACAGGAAAAUCAUAUGGUAUUUGGCUGCGUCAAGGAAAAAAAAAGACUGCAUUCAUAUGUACUGCAUGCAAUGUAGAACUGAGCUGUGCCAACGGAGGAUGGAGCAAUGUAAAAAAUCAUGCAGAAACGUCGAAACAUGUACAAUCUGUCAAUGAUACUUUGGAAUUCGCACUACUUAACUCUUCUAAUACACCAAAACUACCAUCGAUUAAUAUUCGAACAACGGGAAGCUCGAAUAUCUCGACUAGUUCAUUGGCAACAACUGGAGCAACAACAAACAGGUCAUCUGGUAUUCAAAUUAAAAAUAAUUCAGACCGAACAUGGACUCAUACUGAAAAAGUUAUGCGCGCGGAAUGCUAUUGGACCAUGGCGACUGCACAACUUGGCUUUAGUUAUGAUGCAUCACAAAACAUACCACAACUUUUUGCAUUGAUGUUUCCCGAUAGUAGAAUUGCCACUGAUUUAGCAAAGAAAGAUUGUCAGGUCUCGUAUGUAAUGGUGCAUGGAACUGCUCAGUUUUUUGUGCACGAACUCGUUAAGGAUGUGCUUGACGCUCCUGCUUACUCGUUGGUAUUUGACGAAAAUACUAUUGUAGGAGGACCCAAACAACUAGAUGUGCAUAUUCGAUAUUGGAGUGAAUAUAAACAUGGUAUUACGACACGUUAUUGGAGAAGUAUUGUAUAUACAAACGGAACAUCUGAAAUCAUCGGUCGCUAUUUGAUCGAUUUAUUGAAAGUAGAUGGUCUUGAUUUGUGUAAACUUUUUCAAUUGGGUGAACUUAUUACAAACCGGGAUAAUACGAACGUAAAUAAACCCAUUGAAGUGAUGCUGGAGAAAGAAGUUCGAUCAGAUCGAGAAAUCAAAACAGGCUUUGCAGUUGGCAAAGGUCUAGUGACCAUUGGGUCGUGUCCAUUGCAUGCAAUCCAAAAUGCUUUCAUGAAUGGUUUUACAGCAAGCAAGUGGCAGAUCGAAGACAUUCUCUACGACUUUUCAUUUUUCUUUGCUCAAUCAUCGGCUCGUUCUCAAGAUUAUUUGAAAGUAACGGAAACUAUCGACGAAGGUUUCGAUCGAUUUUUAAAACAAUUUGUUGUACCACGCUGGAUCGAAAUCGGUUCCAUCAUAGAACGAAUCAUCAAGCAAUGGCCCAUUCUCAUCGAUUAUUUCAUUACAUAUUUACCUAAAGUUAACAAAACAAUUGCGACUAAUGAUAGAUGGAGACGAAUAAAAGAUCUCCUCGAACGGAAACAAAUAUUAGUUCUCUUUCAUUUCUUCCAAUAUUUAUAUAAACAUCCAUUCUGGAAACGUCUAGUUUGGCUACAAAAACAGAAACUGAUCGUUCAUAUACUCUACGAAGAAUGUACUGAUUUCCUGCGCAAUGUUUUACAAUGCUUCGUGAAAGAUGAUUUAUUAAUAAACAAAACAGGCAAGCAGUUACUCACAGUACAAUUCGAUGUACAACUCAAUCAAAAACUUGAAUCAAAAAUCGAAAUUGGCGAUUCAACGCGGCUUGCUCUCAAUGAGUUAUCUGCGAAUGACAGAAAUGUAUUCUUUAAAGAUGUUCGUGAUAUUUACGUCAUGAUUACACGAGAACUAUUACGUUUAUUACCCCUUGGCAACGAUCUGUUGCGACAUCUCCAAUUUAUGCAUCCUCUAGUAAGACAACAAGAAUCUGCUCGAACUAGUCUGAUGAUUGUUGCACGUGAUCUACCGCAAAUGUUAUCGGGAAAUGACAUUGACGAGUUGCAUGCUGAAUGGCGUAUGUACGAAGACGAAAAUAUUCCAGAUGAAUGGUACGAGCAGGUGAGUGUUACCAGUGAACUACCUCAAACCACUCGAUACCAUCCUAUCGACUAUUACUGGAAACAUGUACUUUCAAUUAAGAACAGUUCGGGCAAUGUAAAAUUUGUUGUGUUAGGAAAGCUUGUCAAGAGUCUUCUUUCACUAUCGCACGGUAAUAGUGACAUCGAGUCUGAUUUAAGUGAAAAUGAAAUGUUCGUCACUGAUGAUCGCUCAUCAUUGAACAUCGCUACGAUCAAUGGUCUACGAGCUACGAAAGAGGGUGUCAGAUUUUACGGUGCAGGAAAAGUACAUGAAGUUCCAGUCUCCAAGGCACUUGUGGAUAGCAUCGAUCUGGCAUAUUCUCGAUAUAGUACUGAUCAAGAGAAAACGCAACAAAUUAUCAAAGAUAAAGAAGCUUUGAAUGCUUCGGUGCAAUUACUCAAAGAGAAUGAGUUACGACUAGCUGAAAACGAGCAGAAAUUAAUUGACGAACAGAAAAGUUUACAAAAUGAACUCGACAAUGCAUCCAAAAUGCUCGAUGAGGCUAAUUAUCGUCUUCAAGCUGCCAUUACGGCCAAGAAUUUUGGUGACAUUAAAACUGCUCAUCUACUCAUUGAGAGUGUAAGCAAGAAAAUGGGCUUCUUGCGAACGCAACUGCGUAGAAACAGUGAUUAUCUAAGUGAAAUUAGAAAAAAAUUGAGAUAUGAAUAA
Rotaria socialis is the source of this 2541-nucleotide messenger RNA. The record is from the annotation of a GenBank genome assembly. Lineage: Eukaryota; Metazoa; Rotifera; Eurotatoria; Philodinida; Philodinidae.